GACAAGCGUCGCUGCGUUGAUCACGCCCGGCAUGGAACUGCGGCCGUUUGACCUUGAUAUGCUGCUGAUUCCGCUGGUCUCUCAGCGCCUGAGUUUGCGACGACAGGUGCUUACAUCGCGGCCAUUGCGACACGAGGAGCGGGAUUGGAGCAAGGGCGGUCUGCAAAAGCCUGAAGGAGGUAGAAGCAACCGGCUGGGAAACAUACAGUGCACACGCCAAACAUCACCUAUGAGUCAAUGCGUGCAAGAGAAGGCUCGUGACUUUCUUUUUGCAGUGGGACCGUGGGAUUCCUUAGAAGCCCAUGGAAGCCUACGGAGACUCUACAACAUCUUUGACAGCUCUGGAUGUUUUAAAGUCUGUAUAGACUCUUGAGCCAUAGUGAGCGAUUAAGACUUGGGGCGAUUCACUUGGCGCUGUCCAAAGUCCAGUGCCUUUCGAAAUCAAUAGCUGCUAGGUUCCUCAAGUGUGAAAUAUAUAUAUAUAUAUACGUUCCCAGUACGUAGACGAUGUUCCGCACAUGACGGUUCAGGACCUGCUGGGUAGAGCUGUUCGUCUCCAGCUGUCCGGAUAUACUUUUUGACCAACGGAGCGGUUCGCGACCCAAAUUUGAGACAACGCAUACGACCGGAAAGCACCACCGCCCACCGCGGGUGUCAGCCUAUAUACAUAAAUCCAUCCGAAUCCGCGGUGCAGUGACGUGGAUUUGGGGACCAACCUGGGAAGGACCAAGCAAAGCUUUGAUGGAAGUUCUGGAUGUUCAUUAAAGACCAGAAAGGAUGUGGUCUAAAGAAAACAAGAGAGUGCACAGAUGCUAUUGAUAAAGGUUGACUGGUCCCACUGGUCGUUUCCUUAGCACUAAUCAGAGGCAAACGGAAGGGUAGUGCACAGAAAGGGUUUUGCAAACACCUAUUCUACUAACAUCGUGGAAGGCGUGGGACAUUCGUAGAACCCAAGGCUAUUCGUGGACAGUUCGUGGAAUGGUGGGCCAGUAGGAGAACUGACUGCAACGAAAUUCCAGAAACCUUCGCAGAACUUUGUGGAAGGUAUUUUUGAUGCACUAACUUCGUAUAAUUUUUGCUGACCCCCUUUCUCCACACACACCCUCCAUUUAGCCUUCAACUAACCGCAGCAACAAAUGCUGCAGCUCUUGGUCGCAUGAUGCUCAACUGACAAAGACUCAGUGAAACCCUCAAACUUACAGUUCAAACCAGUGUGCCCAAUCCCCAGACUGGUUCCUUACUGCGGCCAGACUGGACUCCAAAAAAGGUUGAUCGAAAGAUCACAGUGAUCCCUUGAGUGCCUUGGCCUGUGGGAGUCCUGGCUGGACUACCCAGCCCAUGCAAUACCACGCUCCGUGCUGCUUCGACAGGAAGUUCGGCUUGACGGCCAAAAAACCCUUGGGCGCCUCUGCGUUGUUCUGUGCGACGUGAGCGGGUUUCUUCGCUGAAGCGCAGGGGGGGGUGGGUGGAUGUGGGCGGUGGGUGCGGCGUGCUGAA
This is a messenger RNA of Durusdinium trenchii, 1497 nucleotides long. Lineage: Eukaryota; Dinophyceae; Suessiales; Symbiodiniaceae. The record is from the annotation of a GenBank genome assembly.